This is a messenger RNA of Ceraceosorus bombacis, 1350 nucleotides long. The record is from the annotation of a GenBank genome assembly. Lineage: Eukaryota; Fungi; Basidiomycota; Exobasidiomycetes; Ceraceosorales; Ceraceosoraceae.
AUGACUUUUCAGCUGCAACCGAUCAAACGGCUUGUCAGAAGCGAUCAGCGGGUCUCAGCACCGAUCCCGUCUCAUCGCCACAUCACGCAGCAAGCUUCACCUGCUCAGGAGACGGAAAAUGUCAGGCUCAUGCUGAAGCUGGCCGCGACCAUUCGGCAGCGCGAUCCAAGUCCCGCCCAGCCGCGGAUGCCAAGUGCGUCGAGUGGAAGAUAUACUUUGACUGCUUGCAGGGUCUUAUGACCGCUGCGCGUGCUCACUGCUGUAGCGAACACUUCCAUGCAACAGCUCGUCUGAUGACGCGCAGCUGGGCCGAAGAAGCCCAAGCCCGGGCAGAAGCUGCUGCGUCUGGAUCUGCAAGCGAACGGUCUGAUACGGAAAUGCUGUCUGACAUCGACGAUGCGACCGAAGAGCGCCUGCUGCGACCGAAGCGUAUGCACGAAUCCCUGGUGGAGUUGAGCUUGCCGUUUGCCAGUCAGGCGAGUAUACCAGCGUGCCUUUCAUUCUGCCAACGGCGGAGGCCGCGCUGAGACUGCCUCACACCUGCUUGCAGCCCGAGAUUCUGGAGCGGUACAUCGCCACAUCUGGUCUCAUCCGGCUGGGCAAGAUCUUCGAAGGUGAGACGAAGAGGCGCAACUGAUGGCUCUCUGGCGCGCCCGAUAGCCCUAACUCCGACCAUGCGCAUCAUCUCCUCAAGAUCUGGACAAUCUCGCAGGAGACAUAAGCUACACGCACGUACUUCAAGGUCGACCGAAAGCCGGCGAGCAGUCUCGCAUUCCCAUCUUUAUCGUGACGGCCUCUGUCGACAGGCUGGACUUGCUGCAGCCGCUGCGUGCAGAUCGAGAUUACAGGCUGCGCGGUGGAGUCAUCUACGUAGGAUCCUCUGCCAUGGAGGUGCUUGUGACUGUUGUUGAGCUCGGUGACUCGGGCUCCGAAACCAUUUGCCUGACCGGCAGAUUCACCAUGGCCACUCGCAACGCCAAGACUGGCAGAUCACAGCGCAUUGCCCCGUUACUGCUCGAGACGGAAGAGGAGCAGAAGUUGUUUCAAAUGGGAGAAGGUGAGCGACAGCCUUUCGUGAUGCAGCAGCCAGCUAGCGUGAACCUUUUACACCACAUGCCUGUCGCUGAUUGGUGCUAUGUUCACCUCCUUGAAGAUCACAAGAAGCGAAAGCGCGCCUUUAGCGAGACUUCGCUGGACCGUGUGCCGCCCACGCGAGAGGAAGUCGCUCUGCUUCACACGCAAUGGCUUCAGGCUUCGAAGGUGCAAAAUGACACUGACCUUCAGCACGUCAGAAACACUGCCUUGACAUCGACUCAGCACAUGCAUCCGCAACAGCGCAACGGCGAGUAG